This is a messenger RNA of Rhizoctonia solani, 3792 nucleotides long. RefSeq names its product Retrotransposable element Tf2 protein. Gene Ontology annotation, biological process: DNA integration. Gene Ontology annotation, molecular function: zinc ion binding; nucleic acid binding. NCBI's taxonomy places the organism in Eukaryota, Fungi, Basidiomycota, Agaricomycetes, Cantharellales, Ceratobasidiaceae. The transcript is spliced from 5 exons. Bases 1 to 3792 code for a protein of 1263 amino acids. The record is from RefSeq and is a predicted model, not a curated record.
AUGGCAACCCGCUCCCGGACAGCCUCUCAAGCCCAAUCCCCGUUUGAUCAAGGAUACAUGGAACCCCAGCUUCUGCCAACCACCCCUGUUGAGUAUGGCAAAGUCUCCCUUGAACGAGUCACACGACUCCUCCUUGGCCUACUUAGCCAAGUCAAACGUCUCAAGCAAGAAAUUGCAGAAAUCAAAGAAGCAGGGGUUGAGACCCAAACAAACGUUGAAAACAUCUCCCAAACCGUCGAUGUUGUCAAGGAUGGUCUCAAGUCCCUCCAGCUCCAAGGCCCCCGCACACCAGAAGGGCCCCAACCCAAGGCAGUGGAAGAAACGCCACGCCCCCUACCAAAAGCUGAGCCUAUUGGAUUGGCUAGUGGGACCCCCUUCUGGUCAGAACCCUCUAGGGCCUCAGGGCUUGCCCAGCCAACCCCAAGGAGAGCCGUACCCCUGCAAGUCCCGUCUCCCCCUCCAUCUCUGCGUCUCCAAUCCCCAAUUGGAGCACCUGCCCCUCCACCUCCGGCUCCAGCCGCCGCCUAUCCUGCCCCAGUCAAAAUAGACCACCCAGAUGCCUAUACAGGCAAGAUCGGGAGUGAAGCCAAACAAUGGCUCACAAGGAUGUUGGCCUGGACCCAAUUGAAUUCCCGCAUGUUCCCCACAGACCAAGAGGUCUUAUCAUUCCUUCUCAUGAACAUGAAGGAUUCCGCGGGAGCAUGGGCCCAUCCACACCUCAACCAGCUUGGGUCACACCAAGCCAUCAUCCAAACGGUUGAAGGUUUCAAACUGGAGUUCCUGGCAGCGUUUGGCAACCCUGAUGCCACAAGGGCCGCCAAGCGGAAAAUAACCUCUCUCACCCAAUCCGGCACAUGCGCGGAUUAUAUUACAAAGUUCAGGACCCUAGCAAUGGAACUGGACUGGAACAACGCGGCUCUCCGAGGCCAGUUUGCCCGUGGCCUCCACUGGGAGGUCAGCCGACAAAUCGCAACCCGCAAGCACCGCCCCCGUACCCUCCUCAAGCUGCAGAACGCAGCGCUCGUCAUUGACAACGCCCUCCGCAAAGAGCGUGCUAGCCACCCACCAAGGGAUAAUAAGCCUAGCAAACAAUCUAACCCCGCAAGGGGGACAAGUACCGGCCAGUCCACGACCGGUUCAAAGAAACUCUCCAACAACCCAAAUUUUGUGUCGGAAGAGGAACGCAAUCGCCGCCGCGCCGCUGGCGCCUGUAUCAAAUGCGGCAAAAUGGGCCACAAGUUUGCGGAAUGCCGCACGGGCUGGAAGGCUACCCCUAUAGAGGACAAGGGGAAAGCCAAGGAAACCGCCAAGAUUGGCAAAGACUCCAAGUACCAAUCGGGAAAAGAAAUCUCCCCCCUGUUCACAAUUUUGAUUAAACCAGAGAAUCAAGCGGAACACUUAGAAGUCCUGAUAGAUUCAGGCGCCACAUUGUCCUUCCUCCAUCCCCGUACCGCUGAGGCAUUACGCCUUCCCCUCAUAGACCUCCCAACCCCCCGCACCGUCACUAUGCUCAAUGGGUCAAGCCCCCAGGCUGGAAAGAUUUGGAAGAAGGCUCAUCUAACCUUCCUAAUUGAUGACAAACGCAUGACAGAAACCUUCCUAAUCUGUAACACUGGAAUGCACGCUGCCAUCCUAGGGAUCAGAUGGCUGGAAACGCACAAUCCCGAAAUUGACUGGAACUUGCGGACUCUAUCCUUCCCUCACAACCCGCCAGAACACGUGGCCAUUGCCAAGGAAGAAGAAGCUGACCAAAACCCUUUAGAAGGAGUACCCUCCAAAUACCAUCAGUACGCCAGGGUAUUUGGAGAAGAAGAAUUCAAUAAGCUUCCUCCCCACAGGCACUACAAUAUUGGCAUUGAACUUACAGAAGAGGGACCCCUGAACUCCCCCCUCUACAGCAUGACCGACGCCGACCAACAACAGGAAGACGGCCGUCUUCACCCGCUAGGCUUCCUAUCUGAGUCAUUUAAGGGAGCCAAGCAGAACUAUGACACCCAUGACAAGGAACUCUUAGCCAUCAUCCGCUCCUUUGAGUACUGGCGCAUCUUCUUGGAGGGAUCCACCCACCCUGUCACCGUAUUCACGGACCACCGCAAUUUGGAAUAUUGGAAGGAGUCCCGAACAUUCAAUCCAGGAUACAACUUCCAAAUUGUCUACCGCCCAGGAAAGCAGUCCGGAAAGCCUGAUGCCCUCUCACGACGUGCUGAUCAUGCCAACAUUCCACCCGCCGCCCAGACCAUGCUCCCUGACCCUGUAUUUGCCAACGUGGCCCUGGUAACUCCCGAGAAGGAACUCCAACGCCAGAUUGAGGCUGCCUUAGACCAAGACGAAUCCCUGGAGGAAAUACUACAAUUCCUCCAAAAUGAGUCAAAGGCCCCACCAUCAAUAAAACGUGCCUUUAAGGAUUACGAAAUGGAAGCAGGCUUGCUAUCCUACCAAGGGAGAAUUGUGGUACCGGACGUUGGAACAUUGAGGACGGACCUACUGCGCAUAUUCCACGACAGCCCUCUAGCGGGCCAUCCGGGCAGGCAACAAACCCUAGAACUGGUAUCCAGGAAUUACUACUGGCCUGGCAUCCAAGCUGACGCAUACUGGCACGUGGAUUCUUGCGAAACAUGCCAACGGAUCCGGAAACCCAAGUACGCUUCUAUCCCACCUCAACCUCUAGAACUCCCAUCACGCCCGUGGCAACAUGUAUCAUACAAUAUGAUAGUGGACCUACCCAAAGACGGAAAUAGUGACUCUAUCCUGGUCAUUGUGGAUAGCUUUACUAAAUACGUGAUCCUGGUAGAGUGUUCCAAGAAGCUCAAAGCCCCGGAGUUGGCAGAUCUAUUCCUGCGCCACGUGUGGAAACGCUACGGCAUGCCUGAGAAAACAGUAUCAGACCGCGGACGGGUUUUUAAUAACAAAUUCCUGAAGGCCCUGUACCAACGCCUGGGAAUAGAUCCCCACUUCUCCUCGGCCUACCAUCCUCAAAGUGACGGGCAAACAGAGCGUGUAAACCCCACGGUUGAACACUUCUUACGGGCCUACUCAGGGGUAAACCAGAAAGACUGGGUCAAGUGGCUGCCAAUGGCGGAAUUUGCCUACAACAACGCAGUACAUAGCUCAACAGGCAAAUCUCUGUUUAAGGCACUAUACGGCUGGGAACCUUCCUUGACUCCAAGUAACGUCCCAACGGACGUCCCUGAGGCAGACAAUCUAGCAACCCAAAUGGAAUCACAAUGGCGGGAAAUAGAGGCAGCACUCCGGCAAUCAAAGACACGCAUGGUGGCCGGAGAAGUAGGAGAACCACUUGAGUUUGAAAUUGGGGAAGAGGCCUGGCUAGACGCCAAAAACGUGAAGCUAAAGACCCUGAGUCUGAAGCUAACUGAACAACGCCUAGGCCCCUUCAAAGUAACCAAGAAAAUCUCCAACAGAGCAUACCGCCUAGAACUUCCGCCAACAAUGAGAAUCCACAAUAAUUUCUAUGUAGGUCUUCUAUCAAAAGUCAAGAGGGACAAAAAGCGCAGCUUUGAGAACCGGCCUCCACCUGUCACUGUGGAUGGAGAAGAAGAAUACGAGGUUGAAGGGAUCACAGACAUGGAGGAAAGGAACGGAAAAUGGUUUUUUAGGGUAAAAUGGAAAGGCUAUGGAUCAGAGGAAAAUACCUGGGAACCAAGGGAAAACCUCAAGAACGCCGAAAAAAUCCUAGAAAAAUUUGAAAAAGAAAUGAAAAAGAAGGCCCUUGGCGCUGCCAAGGCCCUUAGAGGGGGGCAGUGUUGCAAACGGACAACAUUUUCAAUCACGUGA